Messenger RNA from Ictalurus furcatus (blue catfish), 10418 nucleotides. Its product is annotated as glucosylceramide transporter ABCA12-like. The record is from RefSeq and is a predicted model, not a curated record. The transcript is spliced from 47 exons. Gene Ontology annotation, cellular component: intracellular membrane-bounded organelle; membrane. Gene Ontology annotation, biological process: lipid transport; transmembrane transport. Gene Ontology annotation, molecular function: ABC-type transporter activity; lipid carrier activity; ATP binding. Bases 229 to 9588 code for a protein of 3119 amino acids. NCBI's taxonomy places the organism in Eukaryota, Metazoa, Chordata, Actinopteri, Siluriformes, Ictaluridae.
AAAGGUAUUUAGAUAUUAGAGGGGAUAAAUAGACAACGUAAUGAAGGACCAAACAUGGAACAGGUGAAGACAGUCAGGUAGCACAACAAUAAAGGGACAGUGGGUGGAGACGGGACUAGAAGAGAAACAUGAAAGAAGGGCUUGUUACACUCAAAACCAUGAUGAUUGAUGAUGAUGAUGAUGAUGAUGAUGAUGUGGUGACCCCUGCAGGCUCCUGUGAGCAGUGAAAUGCUGAAUUGCACAGCAGUGGGUGAUCUCUGGGAACAGGUCGCUGAGGCAGCAAAUCUGAACAGCAGUGUGUUUACAGUCUGGUGCAACAAUCGUCUCGUUCCACUACUCGACAUGUACCACACCUCCGAUUAUCAGCCAGCAGUCCACAAUAUAACAGGUACGGAUCCUCAGUGGGUGGAUGCCAUAGUUGCGGAGAUUGUGGGCUCUCUGGAGGCGUUUUACUCAGCCAGUCUUAAUGAGUCUCUGAGCAUGCAGCAUCUGUCACAAGGCCUGGUGGAGCACUUCAACCUGUCUCUCUCAGCAGAGGGAAAUCUAUCUGACUGGAGCGGCCUGCUCUCGCAGCUACAGAGUCAAUCCUUUGCUCAAAUGGCCUUGGAGAGUGCUACGCUGCAGCUGAAUAAAUUAGACUGGAAUCCAUACGUCCUAGCAGUGCAGAAAGCCAUCGAAUACACCCGGGGGAGUCAGAAUGUAACGGCGAGCCCUGAGAUGGUCAUACACGCCCUGGACGUGGCGCUCACUGCAAUGAACUUCAGUAGCGAACAAAUAGAACGUUUCCUGAGUAGUGACAUAUUGACCAUGCCUAAUAGCUUGUCCACUGACAUGCUCAUAAUGGAGGUGAUGAGUAAAAUCAUUGAUAUGAGACUGCUUGGAAACUGGCCCUUAGUGUAUGACGUAAUGGAGCAACUGCUAUAUGUAGAGAACACCAGCAACAUCUUGAGGGCGGUGAGUGAACUGGUCAGCUGGUACAACACUACUGAAGACACUGGAGUGUAUUUUGGCAUAGAGAUGCUCGCCAAGUUGUACGAGAUGCUAACACCAUUAGUGCCAGCUUCAAGCCCGCUACCAUGCUACUCCGACCUCUUUAUUGGGCUUGCCGGCAAUGCUUUGUAUGCACUGCAACAUAUUGCUGGCACCACCAACCUGCUCACCCCCAUCAAUGACUAUCUCAAGCCAAUCCAAAUGAAACUUGCUCUGGGAGACAAUCUAAGAGAUCUUCUGUCAGCGACCCAAAACGCCAGAAGACCGGUGCUAAAUCUAACAAGAGAACCAGUGGAUGACUUUCUCGACCUCCUGGAGAUCAACUACCAAACUUUAUCUCAGAUUCUUUCCAUCCCACUCAGCUCUCAGGAAAUGUUGGAGACCAUGCAUGUUUUCUUUGCAAACCCAGACCUGGGCAUCUUCCUCAAGGGUGUAUCCAGGGACAUGACAGGAAGCUCGUUUGAAGACGAAACUAUUGACACAAUCCUCGGUACACUAGCCUCUUUGACACUUCCGAGCAAUGGGCAAACGUUUAUAGAGAUGAUCACACAGACCAUCAGUCAAGCCUGGAGUCUGAAUGAUAUGCAGCUGGUAGAAAGCUUGGGUGGAAUGGUUGGAAUGGUGAGGAUGCUUUCCCAGCAGUCAUCUUUGAGUAUAGCUCAGAGGAUCGAACAGAUGGCUAAUCAGCUCAAUUCUGCAGCAUCGUAUACCGUGGCGCAGCAAGGUAAUCGUAGUGAAAUCCUCACAGCCAUCAACAAUAUUCUGUCACAAAAUCUGCAGCAGAUGCCAAACACCAGCUUUGAGGACCAAUCCGUCCUUCAAAACGUAAUCAGCUCUGUAUCCUUAAUGUCCGAGUCACAGAUCGACUUUGGAUCCUACAUGAUGCUGAUAAACCAAACUACCGAAGCCUUUGCCUCCCUUGUGCCUCCUGAGGAAAUGGUGUAUUUCAACAUUUCAGCACGGAUGAUGGAAGCUUUCGCAUUGCUCAUGUCGUCUCCAACAGAUCUAGAGAAAGUGGUGACGUCAAGUCACGAGAUUGCUGAUUCACUGGGCCUCAGUUUUGCCCUUACGGGUAUGACCACUCUUCCAAAUGGUCAGUCCAUUGAGGACACUGCAUACCCUUUCAUUCUAAACAGUGUCUUGGCAACUGAAAUCUUGUUCAAUCUCUCCGCUUCAAACUACACCUUUGAAAGUGAUUCAGAACGUAGCAUGAUUUUGAACCAGAUGACGUCAAGUCUCCCAAUGGAAGUGCAAGCUGACCUCCAUCCUCUCAUGUCUGCUCUCAUUUCAGCUCUUUCAGAUGUCUCAAACACAGCCCAAAUCAGACCAGCUUUCUUUCAGAUCUCCCAGAACGCGACCAUGUUACUUCUGGAAUACCUAAAUCUAACAGGAGAUCCCACGUCCAUGAGAAUGUAUUCUGUCCUGUCCACUGUUUCAGAUGAGGUAUCCACUAGUCUCGGUGAGGGCCUAAUGGGAAAUUCUUCCUCCGUCCAGCUCCCAUACGUGCUCGAGUCUUUACGAGCAAUCAUAUCUUCACUGUCAUUAGAACUACCUGUGGAGGAACAGCAAUACCCUGAUGCCGUUUUCAACUUCAUGGAGACUGUGGCCUUGGCUCUGAACCACACUAUCACCACAGGGGACGGAACAGAUGGAACGAAUAUGCUUUCCAGCUCUGUCCAGCGCCUCCUGGUGAUGAUGCCAAACAACAACAUGGAUACGUCAAGUGGCAUUACGAGUGAACUGGAAAAUACUGUCAAGAUGCUGCUGAUGACUCUGUCGUCAGGUCAAGACCCUCUAACUAAGAGCGCUAACACGACCGACGAGAUCCUGACCACCAUUCAGUAUCUGCUUGCCGUGGCUAACAGCAGCUCUGAGAUAGAUCUAGCGACUGCGAUCGUGGGGGCCGUCAGGAUGAACGUCGGGUCUCUGCUGGCGGCAAAAGACAAUAACUGGGCUCAGAAAUUGCAAAUGGUGCUGUCAUCCAUCUCCAACAUCCUUCCAGCUGACCUUCAAUUCGGUCCGUUCAACAGAACCAUCUUUGAAAGUUUGGCCAAUGAGCCCCCAGAAAAUCUGAAUAUCCUUCUUCAGACAGCAAGCACAGUUUCUGAACUUUUCUCAACCAACUGGAUGAACGACAGCUUUGGAGAGCUACUGAACCAAAUGCAGAUGCAGGUGUGCAGUUUGGAGAACAUGGAGUCUGUUCAGCUGCUCAGUCAGGUUCUUUCUCUCAGUCCGGGCAUGCUGUGUGACACGGCUCUGCCCAGCAUCCACGCUCUUCACGUUCUCGCCACCAACAUGGUGAACCAGACCACCGGCGUGUACGACCUGCUCUACCAGCACUUAGUCGGGGACCCCAGCACUUACGACCUCAAAGUGAACUGGACCGCCAUCCUUUCUGACCUGCUCGGCAUCGACAUCAACUCUUUGCCGGGAUUCGACAUCAACCAGACCGCCCCAAGUGAACUGAAGGUGUCUGACCUUUUAAACAACAAGGCCCUGUUUGUAUCUGAUGUCACCCGGUACACCAGCAUUCCUCCUCAAGUCCUAAACACUCUGCUGGAGUCGUCCCUGCCCCAGAGCAACCUGCAGAUCUUGUCUCAGCUGGCGAAUCUGCAGCGCUGUGCGGAUCUCUCGUCCCUGCAGCUCGACCCGGCGUCGUCGCUGAUCUUCAGUUCUCUCUGCUCGCUGCCGGUUCAGGAGUGGUACAGCCUGGCGGUCCUCUCAGCUCAGCACGUCAACAUGGACAACGUCAUGUACAAGCUGAUGCUGUCCAGUGAAAUCCAGGGUCUGUUUAACGCCCUCGUGCGGAUGUUGGAGUUCUUCAUGGACAUGAUGAGUAAGCUGUCUCCCACUCUCAACCGGCUGCAGGGGUAUUUCACCUCCAUCAAAGACAUGAACCUGAUGUCCAACUCGGAGUUCAGAAAUUUGGUGAGAGGGAAACGCUCGACCAUCUCCAGCAGGGCUACGUUCAACACCAUCUCCCGAGCCCUGUGUCAAAACGGCAUGAUGUCGCUCUUCGGAAUCUCGCAGCUUCCCAGCAUGAGUGAAAGUAAUCCGUCUCUCCAGGACCAGCAAACAGUGGAGGAUCUCAUGACCAAGUUCAAAAUCCCAAAAGAUGCCACUCCAUUCUGUAAAAACUUCUACCUGGACAUGGUGAGCACCACAGGUGGCGCUGUAGCCUGGGCCUUCCUCAAGCCCAUGCUCCUGGGACAAGUGCUGUAUUACCCUGACACACCACUCACCCAAACCAUCAUCAAGCAGUCGAACUCCACGCUGCAGCAGUUCGGCGACCUGCGCGUCUACGCCGACGAGUGGAUACGUUCCUCGUCCUAUCUCGCGCAGUCAGUACAGCUCCUGAAUAAAACACUGCCCAUGCUGAAGAAUUCCCUGAGCAACCCUUUCAUCCAGAAUUUCAUAAAGAAGCAGAUCGACAUCGACAUCGCACAGAUGGAAGAAACUCUCAACGCUUUCGCGAACAUGACUCAGAUGUUGGAGAACAACAAGUUCAUCCUGCAGCAGAUCACCACGCUGUCCAACCUCAUGAUGAACCUCUCGUCCUGCGUCAACUUCGACCGCUACCGCGCCUUCAACUCCAUCCAGGACCUUGAGAAACAGGCUGAGAAACUGGGCCAAAACCGCGAACUCUACGCUAGUGUCAUUUUCAAGCUUCCCACAGGACAGAACUCGUCCUCUACCCUUCCCCCUAAAGUGGACUACACUAUCCGCAUGCACAUCGACAACUCCAUGAGAACCGACCGAACCCGCAACCCAUUCUGGGUUAGGGCUGCCUACAUCUCUCCAGUCCUGACGCAGCGCUACAACCGUGGCUUCAUCUACCUGCAGGAGAGCAUCGAGCGGGCCAUCAUCGGCAUGCAGACCGGAAACGCGGUGCAGGAGCCGCCCGUGCAGAUCCAGGCCUUCCCCUACCCCUGCUUCUACAAGGACGAUUACCUCAACAGCAUCGCCUUCGCCUUCCCGCUCGUCCUGAUGAUCAGCUGGGUGCUCUUCGUCGCUAACUUCGUCAAGAAGCUCGUCCACGAGAGAGAGCUCCGUCUGCAUGAGUACAUGAAGAUGAUGGGCGUGAAUCCGUUCAGUCAUUUCCUGGCCUGGUUCAUGGAGAGCGCCGCGUUCCUCUUGGUCACCGUGAUCAUCCUGACCGUCAUCCUGAAAUCCGGCGGGGUUCUCCCCAAGAGCGACGGCUUCGUUGUCUUCCUCUACCUGUGCGACUACGCCCUGAGCAUCCUGGCCAUCAGCUUCCUCGUCAGCUCGUUCUUCGACAAGACCAACAUCGCCGGGCUGAGCGGCAGUCUCAUCUACGUCAUCUGCUUCUUCCCUUUCAUCGUGGUCAUGUGCCUGGAAGACACCCUCUCCUUCUUCGCCAAGGGCAUGCUGAGCCUGUUUUCUCCAACAUGCUUCAGUUACGCCAGUCAGUACAUCACCCGCUACGAGAAACAGGAAGAAGGUAUCCAGUGGAACAACAUGUACCUUUCUCCCGUGGCCGGAGACACCGGGUCGUUCGGGUCGCUCUGCUGGCUCCUCCUCGUCGACUCGGUUAUCUACUUCCUGCUCGGUGCCUACAUCCGCACGGUCUUCCCAGGGAAGUACGGCAUCGCGGCUCGGUGGUAUUUCCCCGUGACGCCGUCGUUCUGGGCCGACGUGUUCGGCUGCAACAGAAGAAAGCAGAAGAAAGCAGGCAGAGGACUCCUCUUCUCCAACAUGAUGCAGGAGAGCCAGGGGAACGGCAAAGACAAAAGCAAAGGUACGAGUGAUUUACACCCUCACGGUGACGACGAGUUCCCGGAGCUGCCGGUUGGCGUUUCGCUGCGAGGCCUCACGAAGACCUACGGCGACAGGAAAGCCAUCGAUAACCUGAACCUGAUGUUCUACGAGGGUCACGUGACCGCACUGCUCGGGCACAACGGAGCUGGGAAAACCACCACCAUGUCCCUCCUGACCGGCUUGUUCGCUCCCUCCUCCGGUUCGAUCGAGGUUUACGGGAAAGACUUGCAGAUGUUUUCGAAGGACGUGCGUAAAGAGCUGGGAGUGUGCAUGCAGUAUGACGUCCACUUCGACCACCUGACCACCGAGGAGCACCUGCUGCUGUACGGCCACAUCAAAGCCCCCCACUGGAGCAAGCAGGAACUGCAGGAGCAAGUGCGCAAGACUCUGGAGGAGACUGGGAUGUACGCUCACCGUCACAAGCGGGUGGGUACGCUGUCCGGUGGCAUGAAGAGGAAGCUCUCCAUCUCCAUCGCUUUCAUCGGCGGGUCUCGGCUGGUGGUCCUGGACGAGCCCACCACCGGCGUGGACCCCUGCUCACGCCGCAGCAUCUGGGACAUCGUCCUCAAACAUAAGAGCGAUCGUACCAUCAUCCUCUCCACCCAUCACCUGGACGAAGCGGAGGUCCUCAGUGACCGCAUCGCGUUCCUGGAGCGCGGAGGCCUGAAAUGCUGCGGAUCCCCGUUGUACCUGAAGGACAAGCUGGCCCGCGGAUACAAGCUCACUCUCACUAAGAAGGUCCUGCCUCCUGACUCAGACGACAAGUUUGACAUUGAGACGGUGAAAUCGUUCGUCCAUUCUCACAUGCCCGAGGCUCAGCUGAAGAAGGGAGAGGUGGGAGAUAUCGUCUACUCUCUUCCUGUCUACAGUUCCCACAAUGCAUCUGCCUACCGCUCGCUGCUCAGUGGCUUGGACCACAACCUGGAGGCUCUACAGCUGGGCUGCUACGGCAUCUCCGACACCACGCUGGAGGAGGUUUUCCUGCAGUUGACGAAAGAUUGUGCGGCGCGAGAGGACGUGGAGGAUCGCCCGUACACGGUGUCGAACUCAGAGCUGGACACGGGCGCUUCCCAAGACAGCCUGAGCGACGACCUGAACUCCAGCAUGCACUUCGGAGAGAGAGCCAGUCUCACAGGGAACUCCACGGUGAGUGGUUUGGCGCUGAAGGGUCAGCAGGUGAUGGCCAUGCUCAUCAAACGUCUUCAUCACACCAGAAGGAACUGGAAGGGUCUGAUCUCUCAGGUUCUGCUCCCGGUGCUGUUCGUCCUCGCCGCCAUGGGCCUCGGCUCCAUCAAGAGCGACCUGUGGUACUUCCCCGAGCUGGAGCUAACGCCCGCCAUGUACGACUCUGGGAAACAGUACGCCUUCUUCAGUAACCAGAACUCCAGCUCCAGUUACCUGGUAGACUCCAUGAUGUCAUAUCCUGGUAUACAUCACUACUGUAUGGAUAAACCUGACAGCGCGGCGUGUCGGAAGAAAGACGCGUCCGUAUCGGAUCAGUGGACCUCUGGAGGAAAUCCCACAUCCGUGUUUGAGAUUUGUGAAUGCGGGAACUUUUCACAGACGUGUCCGGAGUCCGGCUACGAACCGCCUCAUAAGACCAACCCCUCGUCUCAAAUCGUCUACAACCUGAGCGACAUCGACGUCGAGAGUUACCUCCUGGCCACCGCUAACGACUUCAUCCGAAACAGGUAUGGAGGCUGGUCCUUUGGGAAUCCCCUUCCCAACAGUCUCCAAAUGGACAUUUUGGAGGUGCCCAAGAACAGGACGUUAACGAAGGUGUGGUAUAACCCUGAAGGCCAUCACACGAUGCCGGCCUACCUCAACAGCCUCAACAACUUCAUCCUGCGCGCCAAAAUCCCAGCAAGCAAGCAGCCACAGCAGUAUGCAAUCUCCGUGUCCAGCCACCCCUACCCUGGCCAAGUGGAAGAAGAGGAUGCCAUCGUUCGCAACUUGGUCAACCUCCUGGUGGCGAUGUGCGUCCUCACCGGGUUCUCCAUCAUGACGGCCAGCUUCGUCAUCUACGAGGUUCAGGAGCAUCACACCGGCUCUAAGAGGCUGCAGCACAUAUCAGGAAUCAGCGAACCUUUCUACUGGACCGUCAACUUCUUCUACGACAUGGCCCUGUACAUGAUUCCUGUGAUUCUCUCCAUCAUCACGAUCGCAGCGUUCCAGCUUCCUGCCUUCACUGACAGACUCAACCUGGGGGCCGUCUCGCUGCUCCUCAUACUCUUUGGAUUUGCCAGCUUCCCCUGGAUGUACCUGGUGUCGACCGUGUUCAAAGACGCAGAGAUGGCCUUCAUCUGCUACGUGUGCAUCAACCUCUUCAUCAGCAUGAACACCAUCAUCUCCACGGCCAUCGUGUACUUCCUGGGACAAACGAAACACGACGUGGAGAACAUCCAGGCGGUGUACCACACCCUCAGCAACGUGUUCCUGGUGUUCCCUCAGUUCAGUUUUGGGAACGGGUUGAUGGAGCUGGCUCGGGUGGACCUGCAGGUCCAGAUCCUGAGCACGUACGGAGUGGACGCCUAUAAGAACCCGUUCAGCAUGGACGUCCUGGGGGGGAUGUUCAUCUCGCUGUUCCUGCAGGGGUUCAUUUGCUUCACUCUGCGGCUGCUGAUGAACAAGUGGCUCCUCCGCAAAGUCCGGCGGUUGUGGACACGCCGACCGUGGGUGCCUCAGACAGGAAGUCGGGGCGAGGACGUAGACAAGGACGUGUUGGCUGAGCGUCAGCGUGUGGACAGCGGAGUCGCCGGGUCUGACCUGCUGCAGGUCAGUCAGCUCACCAAGAUCUACCAACAUCUGAACCACCGAGUGCAGGCCGUCACCAACCUGUCCUUCGGAAUACCGGCGGGAGAGUGCUUUGGAUUGCUGGGAGUCAACGGAGCAGGAAAGACCACCACGUUUAAGAUGCUAACCGGAGACAUCAGUCCGACACGCGGCUCGGCACAAGUGCUCGACCGGGACGGGAGGACGGUGGACAUCAUGGACUGCAGGACGGAGGGGAUAAACAUCGGCUACUGCCCGCAGGUGGACGCUCUGGAUGACCUGCUGACGGGAGAAGAGCACCUGUACUUCUACGCUCGCAUCAGGGGCAUCUGUAAGAGAGAGAUCGAUCAGGUGGUGAACUAUCUCCUGAAGAAACUGGAGCUGAACUACCACAGGCACAUCAUCAGCGAACGCUACAGCUGUGGAACACGCCGUAAACUCUCUACAGCCCUGGCUCUGAUUGGACAGCCACAGAUCCUGCUCUUGGACGAGCCCAGCUCAGGAAUGGACCCGCGCUCCAAACGCCACCUCUGGAAGAUCAUCUCUGAUGAAGUGAUGGGAAAAUGCGCCGUGAUCCUCACAUCACACAGCAUGGAGGAGUGUGAGGCUCUGUGCACUCGGCUUGCCAUCAUGGUUCAAGGCCAGUUCAGAUGUUUGGGCUCCUUACAGCACAUCAAGAACAGGUUCGGCAGCGGCUUCACGGUGAAGAUGUACCUGACCUCAUCAUCCUGCGACGUGGACGCCAUCACCACGUUCAUGCAGGAGCACUUCCCCAGCACUUACCUGAAGGACCAUCACUCGUCUAUGGUGGUGUACCACGUUCCUGUAGCUCCCGGGGGCGUGGCUGACAUUUUUGACCAGCUGGAAUCCAAUAAGGCGGCGCUGCAGAUCAAGCACUUUUCCGUCAGUCAGACCACACUGGAUGAGGUCUUCAUCAACUUCGCCAUGGGAACGGUCGGCCGAGACGCACGGGGCGACGGCGAGGCCUCCGAUGUGGACAGCCCUGACGGUGAAAUGCAGCGAAAUGAAACAUCCAGGCUCGAGUAACUCCGGAAGAUUAUACGUUACGCGUUACUGUAAUUGCAUCUGUGUUUUUGAUAUUUAAAUGAAAAGUCGUUACAUUUUUACAUACACAUACCAUAGUGAAGGAUUUAAGGCAUCUUGUCCGGACUGACUAAUUUAUAUAAAAAAAUCAUCAUGUCCUAAUGUACCUCGUCUAUUCUCCGAUAAUCAAAUCUCCAUCUUUCCGUAUGUGAUUUAAUCGUCCAUUACCUCCAUAGUUUCAUGGACUCAUCUAUGCAAAUUCCAUGUCGUUAAUAUUCAUUAUGAUGUAAGAAUAUAAAGUGUCAUCUCUCUAUCGAGGCCAUAUUCGAGAUUUUGCUAUACAAGGCCACACUUUGUAAUAUAGUUAUAGUUAUUUUAAAUAUAGUUUUACGUUUCAAUUAAAAGAAUUUAAAAAAACAAGAAUGCACUGGGAUUUUUUUGUGUGUGUGUGUGGAAUUUAUUUCAAACUUUAACGCUUUAUUUGUUUAUAUACACACUACACCUGUUUCUAUGAUGCAUUAUGAAUUGUUAAUACUGUAUGCAAGACAUAACGUCUUGUACUGUGCAUUAUUAUUCAUUAUAAAACGCUUAAACCUGUCACCAUGGAGGGUUUUUGUUUUCCUUUUAAAUUAUUCCCGCAAACAAAUUUACAAACGAAAACGACCGACGGGUUAAACGAUUGACGGAUACGCUUAGAACGUAUUUAUAAUCGGCUGUAGGAACACGUCCGUAGCGUGCUAUAAUGCGUCCGGUUUGCAUCAUAAGUACACACGAUACUUAGUGUGCAUCAACAAAUAUAAAAACAAAGAAAUACACCCUCGUUCCGUUAUUAG